CCGGAAGUGAGCGCGGCAGGGACUUCCGGACACGUUAUGUUGAUGGUUGCAUCAGAAUCUGAGCAGAGAUCAGGAUGGCAGCGGCAGCCGGGGAGCAGGCUGUUCUCUACCAGUCUGUUCUGAACAUUAGUGAUGAGAAGGCCCGGCUGUCCGCCUUACACGACUUCCUCAGCUCUCGUAGUUACAUCCAGGGCUACACUUUUUCUCAGGCCGAUGUAGAGGUGUUCAGGCAGCUGGCGGCGCCCCCUCCUGAUCAUUACUUCCAUGUGGUGCGGUGGUACAGGCACAUAGCAGCAAUCUCAUCAGACCCUGCAAUGCAAAUCAGCUCACAUAACACACAGCCAUGCAAGGCGAAACGCACACAACCUCAGUGGUCAACCCCAAAAGCAAAAGAACAACCCCAGCUGCGCCUGUACAACAGUCUAACCCGCAACAAGGAAGUGUUUGUACCGCAGGAUGGAAAGAAAGUCACGUGGUAUUGCUGUGGACCAACGGUAUACGAUGCAUCGCACAUGGGACAUGCCAGGUCCUAUAUAUCCUUUGAUAUCCUCAGAAGAGUCUUGAAGGACUACUUUAAAUAUGACGUCUUUUACUGCAUCAACAUCACAGACAUUGAUGACAAGAUCAUUAAGCGGGCCAGACAGAACUUUUUAUUUCAGCAAUAUAAAGAGAGCCAGCCUGAGGCCGCCACUGUGCUCGCUGAUGUGAAGACUGCACUGACGCCAUUUUUAAUCAAGGUCCGUGAGACAGAGGAUCCGGAUAAGAAACAGAUGCUUGAAAAAAUCCAAAGCGCUGUAAUGGCCGCCAUCCACCCCCUUGAAGAAGCGAUCAGUAAGUCUGCAGGGGCGGAGGACGUUCAGAGGUUCGCACAGACGUUACUGCAGGAAUCUGCGGAUCUACUCUCCGACUGGCUGGACACAAAGAAGGGGGCAGAAGUGUCGGACAACUCCAUCUUCUCAGAGCUUCCCAAAUAUUGGGAAGGAGAAUAUCACAAAGACAUGGAAGCCCUGAAUGUUCUACCCCCAGAUGUUCUCACACGGGUCAGUGAGUACGUGCCAGAAAUCGUGCAGUUUGUGCAGAGAAUUGUGGACAAUGGCUACGGCUACGUGUCCAACGGGUCGGUUUACUUCAGCACAGCCAAGUUUCAUGCCAGCGACAAACAUUACUAUGCCAAGCUAGUGCCAGAAGCCGUAGGAGAUCAAAGAGCUCUUCAGGAGGGAGAAGGUGACCUGAGCAUCUCUGCAGAUCGGCUAAGUGACAAGCAGUCACCCAAUGACUUUGCCCUGUGGAAAGCAUCUAAGCCGGGAGAACCGUCAUGGGACUCUCCUUGGGGAAAGGGGCGCCCUGGUUGGCACAUUGAGUGCUCAGCGAUGGCCGGCUCCAUCCUGGGAGAAUCCAUGGACAUUCACGGAGGGGGGUUCGAUCUGCGUUUUCCCCAUCACGACAAUGAACUGGCUCAGUCUGAGGCGUACUUUGACAAUGACCACUGGGUGCGCUAUUUUCUCCACACCGGUCACCUGACCAUCGCCGGCUGCAAGAUGUCCAAAUCGCUGAAAAAUUUUAUUACUAUUAAAGACGCAUUGCAGAGAAAUACAGCGCGGCAGCUGCGUCUGGCGUUCCUCAUGCAUUCCUGGAAGGACACUCUGGAUUAUUCUAACAACACAAUGGAGUCGGCCGUCCAGUACGAGAAGUUCCUGAACGAAUUCUUUUUAAAUGUGAAGGAUCUUUUGAGGGCUCCUACAGACAUCACAGGUCAAUAUGUGAAGUGGGAAUCUCCGGAGAUUGAACUGAACAACAGCUUCUGUAACAAGAAGUCCGCUAUCCACGCUGCACUGUGUGACAACAUCGACACCCGGACCGUCAUGGAGGAAGUGCGGGCCCUGGUCAGUCAGUGCAACACGUACAUUGCGGGCAAAAAGGCGGCUAAACAGACCCCCAAUAGGAUGUUACUGGAGAGUAUCAGCACCUACCUGACCAGCAUGCUGAAAAUAUUUGGGGCUUUAGAGGGCAAGGAACCCAUCGGAUUCCCUGUUGGAGGAAGUGCACAAAAUCUUAAUCUGGAGUCUACAGUGAUGCCUUACCUUCAGGUGCUCUCCCAGUUCAGAGAAGGAGUACGACAGAUUGCCAGAGAGAACAAAGUGCUGGGCGUUCUGCAGCUAUGCGACUCGCUACGGGACGAUGUCCUGCCAGAGCUCGGUGUGCGACUGGAAGACCAUGAAGGACUUCCUACUGUGGUGAAACUUGUGGACAGAGAGACAUUACUGAAGGAGAAGGAGGAAAAGAAAAAGGCUGAAGAAGAGAAGAGGCAGAAAAAAGAAGAAGCUGCAAGAAAGAAACAGGAGCAGGAGGCUGCAAAACUUGCAAAGAUGAAGAUUUGUCCAAGUGAAAUGUUCAAGACGGAAAUUGACAAGUACUCAAAGUUUGAUGAAAAUGGAUUCCCAACCCACGAUACUGAAGGGAAGGAGCUGAGUAAAGGCCAAACCAAGAAACUCAGGAAAUUAUACGAAGCCCAAGAGAAGCUGUACAAAGAAUAUCUGCAGAUGGUUCAGAACGGCAGCACCUAGCGGAUAAAGCCGGCGACGGAAGUGAACAAACUGUAUUUAUUCCUGAGCGUUCCCCACGGGGGGCCCGUAAUGCUGUCCCACCGGCUUCCAGGAGGGCGUGACGGAUAAAUGUGUGGCUCUCUGUGGUCCUCGCGCUGCACCGGCCUGACUGUUAUCACUGUACAAUCAGCAGCUGUGGAUCCACCACUAGUUCUACAUCUCACCUGAUUAAAUCCUCUGUUACAUG
Molecule: messenger RNA, 2790 nt
Organism: Bufo bufo (common toad)
Lineage: Eukaryota; Metazoa; Chordata; Amphibia; Anura; Bufonidae
Gene: CARS1
Product: cysteinyl-tRNA synthetase 1
Exons: 24
Coding region: 75-2564 (829 amino acids)
Biological process (GO): cysteinyl-tRNA aminoacylation
Cellular component (GO): cytoplasm
Molecular function (GO): ATP binding; cysteine-tRNA ligase activity
Source: RefSeq, a predicted model, not a curated record